This is a messenger RNA of Suncus etruscus (white-toothed pygmy shrew), 481 nucleotides long. RefSeq names its product 60S ribosomal protein L23-like. The transcript is spliced from 2 exons. Gene Ontology annotation, biological process: translation. The record is from RefSeq and is a predicted model, not a curated record. Gene Ontology annotation, molecular function: structural constituent of ribosome; large ribosomal subunit rRNA binding. Gene Ontology annotation, cellular component: cytosolic large ribosomal subunit; ribosome. Bases 1 to 462 code for a protein of 153 amino acids. NCBI's taxonomy places the organism in Eukaryota, Metazoa, Chordata, Mammalia, Eulipotyphla, Soricidae.
AUGAGAAGAGGAAUUCGCUGUCUCUUUCCGGCCUUCAAGAUAUCGAAGCGAGGACGUGGUGGGUCCUCCAGCGCCAAGAACCGGAUCUCCUUGGGUCUGCCCGUUGGAGCUGUGAUCAAUUGUGCGGAUAACACAGGAACCAAAAAUCUGUACAUCAUCUCUGUGAAGGGGAUCAAGGGACAACUGAACAGACUUCCCGCCGCUGCUGUGGGUGACAUGGUGAUGGCCACGGUCAAGAAAGGCAAACCCGAGCUCAGGAAAAAGGUACAUCUGGCAGUGGUAAUUCGACAACGAAAGUCAUAUCGGCGAAAAGAUGGCGUCUUUCUUUAUUUUGAAGAUAAUGCAGGGGUCAUAGUAAACAAUAAAGGUGAAAUGAAAGGUUCUGCCAUCACUGGACCAGUUGCAAAGGAAUGUGCAGACUUAUGGCCCAGGAUUGCUUCCAAUGCAGGCAGUAUUGCUUGAUUCUUCGGUGUUUGUAUUU